Anneissia japonica is the source of this 3799-nucleotide messenger RNA. RefSeq names its product kinesin-associated protein 3-like. The record is from RefSeq and is a predicted model, not a curated record. The transcript has 17 exons. Gene Ontology annotation, molecular function: kinesin binding. Bases 149 to 2614 code for a protein of 821 amino acids. Gene Ontology annotation, biological process: microtubule-based movement; cilium organization. Lineage: Eukaryota; Metazoa; Echinodermata; Crinoidea; Comatulida; Comatulidae. Gene Ontology annotation, cellular component: ciliary transition zone; axoneme; kinesin II complex.
UAGUGUUGUCGAUUGUCGCGGAGAAUCCAUGUUUGAUGACCUCUUUUUUGACAUUCCAUUUUCAGCGUUUUCAAAAUGAAUCACAACCAAAACAGAUGACAUUUUUAGUGUUCAUAAGUAUGUAAUAGCGGUUAUAAAAGCAUUAAAAAUGCAGGUUGAAGACGCACGUUACCUGAAACGAAAGGUCAAAGGGGGAAGUAUUGACGUACAUCCGACAGAAAAAGCACUGGUGGUGAACUAUGAACUUGAAGCAACUAUCCUUGGAGAACUUGGCGAUGAAAUGCUUGGAGAGAGAAAGGAAUGUCAGAAAAUAAUCCGUGUGCGAAGUUUAAACUCUAGUACAAAUAUUGCAGCAUUGUCACGAGAAGUAGUUGAAAAAUGCAAACUCAUUCAUCCAUCUAAAUUGCCAGAGGUAGAACAACUAUUGUAUUAUCUACAAAACCGAAAGGAAUCCCAAAUCAAACAAGGUUCAGGUAAAAAAGGUGAACUGACUGGGAAGUUGAAAGACCCACCACCGUAUGAAGGAACCGAGCUGGAUGAGGCAGCCAACAUUACUGAAAUAGAAGAUUACAUUGAGCUGUUAUAUGAAGACAUUCCAGAGAAAGUGAAAGGCACAGCUUUGAUACUGCAGAUUGCAAGGAAUCCAGACAACUUAGAAGAACUACUCCAGAAUGAAACCGUUCUUGGUGCUCUUGCACGUGUGUUACGAGAGGACUGGAAACGGAGUGUCGAGCUGGCCACAAAUAUUAUCUACAUUUUCUUCUGUUUCUCAAGUUUCUCCCAGUUUCAUUCUGUUGUGUCUCAUUUCAAAGUGGGAGCUCUUGUUAUGAUGAUCAUUGAGCAUGAACUGAAGAGGCAUGAUGUCUGGGUUGAGGAACUUACAAAAAAGAAAAAAGCUGGUGAAGAGAAUUCACAACUAAAGAAGGACUAUGAAAAGAGUUACAGGAAAUACCAAAGUCUGCUAAAGAAACAGGAGCAGCUGUUGAGAGUAUCAUUUUACCUGCUUUUGAAUUUGGCCGAAGAUACAAAAGUUGAAAUGAAGAUGAAAAACAAAGGUAUACUGGGUAUGUUGAUACAAACAUUGGACCGUGACAAUAUGGAACUCCUUAUCCUUGUUGUCUCUUUCCUUAAGAAACUGAGCAUCUACGUAGAAAACAAGGAAGAAAUGCGAGAGAAACACAUCAUGGAGAAGUUAGCCGGCAUUAUCCCAUGUGAACAUGAGGAUCUGCUUAACAUAACACUCCGCCUUCUUCUGAACCUUUCCUUCGACUCGGAGAUGAGGAGUCAGAUGAUUAAACUUGGUCUACUGCCAAAGUUUGUGGCAAUUCUUGAUAAUGAGAAUCAUAGUUUGAUAGUUCUGUGUCUGCUAUAUCACAUCAGUAUGGAUGACAAAGCCAAGUCAAUGUUUACAUACACGGACUGUAUUCCCAAGGUGAUGAAGUUAGUUUUGUCAAGCCCUGGUGACCGUAUUGAUCCUGAAUUGGUGGCGCUGUGCAUCAACUUGGCAUGUAACAAGCGAAAUUCACAGAUAAUCUGCGAAGGCAAUGGUUUGCGUUUGUUGAUGCGAAGGGCAUUGAAUACACGUGACCCCCUUCUGUUGAAGAUGAUACGGAACAUAUCACAGCAUGAUGGCCCAACCAAGACUUCUUUUAUAGAAUUUAUUAGUAAUAUAGCUGAAGUAAUACGACAGUCAGAAGAUGAAGAUCUGGUAUUAGAGGCACUUGGGAUCCUGGCCAACCUCACCAUCCCUGAUCUUGACUACGAGCUCAUUGUUAGAGAAUACCAACUGGUCCCGUGGAUUAAAGAACGCCUGCAACCGGGAGCUGCAGAGGAUGAUCUGGUUCUUGAAGUGGUGAUGUUGGUUGGUACAGUGGCUACUGAUGAUUCUUGUGCAGCUGUGUUAGCGAAAUCAGGAAUUAUUCAGUGUUUGAUUGACCUGCUUAAUGCUAAGCAAGAAGAUGAUGAGAUAGUUUGUCAAAUAGUUUAUGUGUUUUAUCAGAUGGUCUUUCAUGAAGCAACACGUCAGGUUAUCAUUAGGGAAACUCAGGCUCCUGAUUACUUAAUAGAUUUGAUGCAUGAUAAGAAUGUGGAGAUAAGGAAGGUCUGUGAUAAUACAUUAGACAUCAUUUGUGAAUUUGAUGAGGAGUGUGCAAAGAAAAUAAAGCUGGAGAAGUUCCGAUGGCAUAACUCUCAGUGGUUGGAGAUGGUAGAGAGCCAUCAACUGGAUGAUGAUGGGUUGAUGUAUGGAGAUGAGAGCUAUAGUCCCUACAUUCAAGAAUCUGACAUAUUGGAUCGGCCUGAUCUAUUCUAUGGUUAUGAUGAAGGUGAAAUGUAUGAUGGCGCUGUUACGCCAGAUUACUUGGAGGACUAUGGUGUACCCAUGCAGAAUGGUGAAUAUCUAGGCCCACCAGGAACCUCCAUGUUUGGAAGGUACAGCCAACAAGAACUUGACAACCAGGGACGUGCUGCUGGGGCUUAUAUCAUUGACAGACAAGUUGUGGACCAGUACGGACACCCUUUGGACGAGUACGGUAGGCCGUUGAGAGAGUCCUACAAUUAUGACAACGAUGCUCAUGACAGUUUCGGAGAUUACAGGCAAAGUUAUAAUUUCUGAUUUCAAAGUUGAGGAAUAACAGAUUACGAUCAAAAAUAGAUGGUAUUCAUAGUCUCAUGUUUAUAUUAUUCAAUCAGUUUUAAUAGUUAGCAGAUAUCAGUUCAUUUAUUUGCAUAUAAUGCCAUGGGCGCCCAAAUGCAUGAAUCAGGGUCUACAUAAAUGAGGGUACUCACUGCAUCACUGUCAAGGUAUCAGAUCACAGGAUGUUUGUAUUUUCAAGGUAUGAUUAAAUGUGAGCUCACCCUAAAAUAUUACAUAAGCGCUUAAGAUUGUCACUUCAAAGUAUGAUUUUUUUAAAACCAUAUUUUACAAAGGGUUACCCUUCCAGCAUAUCCUAGAAGGUCGGCUGAUAUUUUGGGCCCUCUUAAAUGAAAUAAUGUGAUGCUUUAUCAGUGAAGUAUCAUUGCUAGGCUUAGGGAGUUAAGAUGUUUUUUAGUUGUAAGAGAAAAAAAUCUGUGCUGUCACAGGAUUUGAACCCAGGACCCUGAGAUUGGAAGGCAAGCAUCUUUUAACCAUCAAGCUACAACUCCAUUACAUGUGAUGUUAAGAUAAAAAUAAUGAUCAUUACUUAUUGUUCAUGUUGGCAAGUAUCGCUCCAUUACUUGUUAGGACAACGCUGAUGCAGACCAGUAUUUUAUAUGUCCACUACCCACUUGAAAAUUGUAUGUGGCAAUAGAGAAAAACAAUUCAGUGAGAGGCAAUGAUUCUCAAUGUUUGCGAUCUUUAUUUGGUCAUCUUGAGAAAUUGUUGUUGGUAAUUUUUAUAUUCUGAAAAUAUUUAUGUACUUUUUUUCUAGUAGCAGUAAAAGUAGAUGAGUCAAAUGCUAUGAUUAGUUGGUCCUUGACAAGUUGACGCAAAUAUUUCGAUUGGGUGAUAUUUGCAGAUUGAAACUACAAGUUUUAACAUGUAAAAAGUACUGUAUAUUAAACAGUGACCAAAUGAAUGAAGUGUUAUUUAAACCUUGAGUAAUAUUAUCUGAAUUUUAAUUUGAUUUUCAUACUAUUGGCAAAGUUUUCUGAUACAGUUAAAUAAUUACAGUAUAUGUUUAAAAUUUAAUAUCUUUAUUUAUAGCGUAAAUGGGGAGUAAUUAGCCAAAUGUAUAAUAAAUUCUGCUAAGUAUUUAUAAUGAUCAGUGUUUCCUGCCAUAUAUUUGUCAUCUUGAAUAAAGCGUGCAAUCAAAGCUUA